AUGGUGAAACAAGCGACAAAAGGACAAAAAGAGAUUUAUGAGGAGAAUCAGAAGACGGUGACCACGUACUCGGUGGCCAGCACCGUCAGCAUGGUGAGCAAAUCUUUAUCGAUUUUUCGCAACGUGUAUUGAGCUUAGAAUCAACAAUUUUUAUAGCCAAACAAGAGUGUUAUAAAUUUCAGGCGGUCUACUACUCGUCGUGCAUGUUUCUGGGCACUUGUUCCUCGUCGGACUACGUCUUUUUCGCCGUCUCCGCGCUCAUUCAAAUCAUUGCGAUCGUCUCGAUAAAAGGACUCGCCAGUACGCUUUUUUUCCCCAUACUUUAGUAGAAAACUGGCAUUUUCAAAAUUUCAGAAGCGCGCCUCGACGAUAAAGGCCACGUUUUGGAUGCGGGCGCCGAUUUGAACGAUCCGGACGCGUUUGGCGAGUACUGCAAAGACGCCAUCAUUCUGACCAUCAUCGCACAGGUAAAACGAGCGUUUUUGAAUGCAUUCGCACGAAUUUCCGAUUUCACAGUCGAAAAUUGAAUAGGGAAAUGCUUGCAGUUUUAAUAAGAACAUGUGUAGCAAAAAAUACUUUUGAUUACAUUUAUUUGAAUAAAGCAAAAAAGGCUCGCUCUGCUCAGAUUUACACAAAAUGUGUGGCGAGAGAAGGCUGAAAAAAGAGAUGAACGUUUUGCAGCUAAUCUCAAUGUACACGACGUACGGAUACCUCCUACUCUUGGCCUUCCCCGCCUCGGUCACCUACAAAUUCGUGACCGCAUUCCUUCUUCCGUGGCUGACCGCCGGAUCCGAUGCGGAAGAGGUGGACGAGAAGAAAAUGAAGAAACAGGACAGACGACGCGAAAAAGUCGUCUACAGACGCUAA
Messenger RNA from Caenorhabditis sp. 36 PRJEB53466, 867 nucleotides. NCBI's taxonomy places the organism in Eukaryota, Metazoa, Nematoda, Chromadorea, Rhabditida, Rhabditidae. The record is from the annotation of a GenBank genome assembly.